Acipenser ruthenus (sterlet) is the source of this 9344-nucleotide messenger RNA. RefSeq names its product zinc finger protein 106-like. The transcript has 22 exons. Lineage: Eukaryota; Metazoa; Chordata; Actinopteri; Acipenseriformes; Acipenseridae. Gene Ontology annotation, cellular component: membrane; cytosol. The record is from RefSeq and is a predicted model, not a curated record. Gene Ontology annotation, molecular function: RNA binding; SH3 domain binding. The coding region runs from base 457 to 5772 and encodes 1771 amino acids.
GCAGCCACAGGGGUCUCAAGGAUAGCCUCGCGCGAGUUCAUACAUUCCAGGUUAAGAUUUUGUUUUGUUAACUGUCGUGUGUUUAUCCCACGGAGUUACCGUGUCUGUUACACCACCAUGCCAACUAAAUACCGUAGUUGUUUAGUAACUUUUAUUUUCUUAUUGUGACCGGUCAGUCGGUUGGGUUCACACACCCCUCGCGGUAUUACGAAGCAGGAAGAGGAGGAGUUAGUUCGAGUGAAGAUGGCGGCUACUGUAUGUAAUAAUGUGGUGGAAAUGCUGAAAUCGUAAACAAAUAGAGAAGAACAGAUCCCAAAACCGAGCUAGCCAAACACCGAAACCAGCACGGCAAAGAGGGUGGGAGAGACAGAGAGGGGGACGCGCACAGUGAACCAUAGCCAUUCGAAGAAGCGUCACCGAAAAGACAUGGCUUGAGAUCCAUCGAGAAGAAGCAUAAUGGGCCGAGAACGGAAGUGCAUUCUGUGUCUCAUUGUCUACAACUCAAAACAGGAGAUGGAUGAGCACAUGAGGAGCAUGCUGCAUCAUAGGGAGCUGGAGAACCUCAAGGGCAGGGACUGUGACCACGAGUGCAGGGUGUGCAGGGUGACCGUGGUGGGGCUCACAGCCUAUGCCAGCCACAUCUCCAGCCAGCUUCACAAAGACAAGGCGGAGGCGCAGGAGAGGGAGGAUGCAGGCAAGGGGGACGCAGCAGAGCACUACUUCGACAAGGACCUCAUCGAGCUCAUCGAGAAGCGCAAGGAGAGGAUCCGAAAGGAAGAUGCCAGUGCUGAGAACUCCAAUCAGGGAGACUGUCGUCGCAGGUCAGAAGAGAGGCAGAACUUCCCAGAAAGCCAAUCUCGCAGGCACCACAAGGGGGCGCCACCCAGGGAUUGGGAAGGCAACGGCUUCCAAAAUAAUGGGCAAAGAAACUUCCCCCAUCCCAGCAGGAACCAGCCCCACCACUCCAGUGGGACCAGGGGAGCUUCCAGCUGCCAGUCAGGCUCCUCUGGAUGGCACCCCAGUCAAGGGCAGGCCAGCUGGCACCAAAGUUGGCAAGGAAGAAACUGGCACCAUGAUGGGCGUGGGGGCUUUCCUGCCUGGAAAUCUGGGAGCCGGGGGAAAUGGAGUUUCACCGGGUUCCCUCCCUCAAUGGAUUACAUGCAAGAUAGGUUCCACUGGGGAAGGCAUAAUGGGAAGCAAGGGUCGUCGCAGGAUUCCGAUAUGGAUUUCACCAGUGACUCCCUGUCGUUCAGCAACGCUAUUGAUUUCAGCCAAGCGCAAACCCAACCAGUCUCUAAAACAGACAGGAACAACGAGAAGAGCUCCAGCAACCCUCCCAGGGAUAAGACGCACCGCUGGGCUCCAUACCCGCCAGCUAAAAGCCAGGAAGUGGGAUCCAAAAAUGAUGACUCCAGGCCAACUGAGGGGAAGGAUCCCUCUCAACUUCCCUGCCAGCCCCUGCCCCUGAAGAACAAGAACAUGCAGAUACAUUUCAGACCCGACCCUUCACCAGCCGGAGAGCAGGGAGAGAGCAGUAACAGUGUGCCCCUAGUGUCGAGUCACUCUGUGAGGGAGAUCAAGAACAAACCUCACCAAAGGGCUUACUUAAGAAACAGAAGCAGGAGGAUGAGACCCCGGACCCAGAGCUCCCCUGUCGAGACGCUCCCCGAUCAGAUGGCCCCUUCCAGCAAACCAGAGGACAAGAAGUCUCUAUUGAAAGCAUCUGAAGACAAGCCCAAGUGGAGUGCUCAGGAUCAGGAAACAAACAAGAACUCGUACACCUGUAAACUCCGAAGCGCCAAGCGACAAGAUUACUCCUUAGAGGAGAUGCUCAUAAAGGCCAAAGAGGCCCUUAAAUGCAGCAAGCCAGAAACUAAGACCUCAGACCAAGCCAUGGAAGCAGAGCCGUUCCGAUUAGAACGAAGGCCAAGCAAGGAAUGCAAGACUUCCACAGACCGGACUGGAAACAGGAGCAAGAUGAGCCUUCUCAAGGACAUCAGCGACGGGGACCUCUCUGACUCUGGACGACACAACACUGAGGCACAUCCUUGGAACGCAGGGUUAUCUCAUCCUGGAAACUCAAGUUUCUCUUACAAUGAAACACCAGAGGUAUAUCGUCUGUGUACAAGCGAUUCAGAAACUAAAGUUCUCUCACCUUCACACCUGCCAUCUUUGCAGUCCGUGGAUGUCAGCACAUUGAGCAGUGACUGCCAGAUAACUGGGGAUGCAGCUCAAGGGGCUGGAGAAAGGCAAGUGGACAGUGGGGGUGAGGGUGGAGAGCACAGCACACAGGGAGAGGAUAGCCGGGCCUCGGAUGGUGAGCUUAUGAGGGGCCAACCUGCUGCAGGAUCCCUGGUGACCGACCUGAGCAAGCUGGGCCUGCCGGCCUCCCUGAAGAGGGAUUUGACUCGACACAUCACCUCCAAGAACAAGACAGGCUCUCACGAACCCAACCUCAACAUUGCCCGGCGCAUCCGCGACAUCAGCGGGAGCCGCAAGAACGAUUCGGACAAAGAAUCUGGGCUGAAACCGACCCUCCGCCAGCUCAUCAGCUCCUCGGGGUCCUGCAGGAACGUCGACUGGGACCAGGUGUACCAGCAAGUCAGCAGGAAGAAGCAGGAGCAGGGCAAAGGCAUGCCAAGGUUUGGCAUAGAGAUGGUGGCCCCUACUCAGAACGAACAGGAGGGUUUGGAUGUAGAGGAGGCAUCUGAUAUGCCGUAUCUGGAAGGCUACCAGUGGGAAAGCAUCUGUGCAGCUCUCCCCACCUCGACCCGGAAACGCAGCCUAUCGGAGAGCAGCAUCGUCAAUGACCGCAGCGCCUCCGUCUACAGCCUCUUCUCUGACAACCCAGCAGGGGGCAGCAGAGAAGAGGGGGCCCGCAUUCCAGCCCUGCCCUCUCCCCACGGACCAAACGGAGACCAACGCUCCCGGCCUGCAGAAUCGGAGAGGGAGUCCCUGUCCAAGAAGACCUCCAGCCCGUCCUUCCAGGAGCUGCCCUGCGUGAAGAGGGAGGUGGAAGGAACAGAGGGAGAGGCUCCCGGAGGUCCGGAGGGGCUGUCUGAGGGAGCUGCGGCCACAGUGAUGGGACCUGAUGGAUCUCUGGAGGGAGACAGCAGCUGCACAUCCGGGGCUGAGCAGAAUGACAGCCAGGGCGUGGGGAAGAAACGCAGAGCUGCUGCUGAGGGGCAUUUGUCAGGAGUCCCCAGUUUAGAAAGAAAGAACAAAAGAAGGAAAAUCAAAGCUAAAAAAGAGCGCUCUCAGGUGGACCAGCUGCUGAGCAUCUCUCUUCGGGAGGAGGAGCUGAACAAGUCUGUGUACGGGGUGGAAAGCAGCCUGCUCCAGGCACGGGCUUCCCUGCAGGCUGCCUACAUGGAGGUGCAGCGCCUCCUUGUGCUCAAGCAGCAGGUUACAAUGGAAAUGAGUGCGUUGAGAACCCAACGAAUUGAGAUCCUCCAAGGACUGCAAGAGUCCUAUGAUGGUCCACGCCCUGAGCUGAUGGCUAAAUUUGAAGCAACAGCACUGCCCUCCCCUUUCCAAGAUACCUCUCUUCACGUGACUGGUCAGCCCAACCCCGCCAUCCUCUCCCCAUUCCCCCACCCGAGCGCCCUGCCUGCCUCCCUGUGCCCACCUGCAGCCGGAGCACUCCCCAGCAGCACGCCGCCCACUCGCAUCAAGCAGGAUCCCGACGCUCUGGGCAGUCAGGCAGGAACCCCCCUCACCGCAGCUUCAUCAGACCUGCAGCCCAGGAACAGCAGCCUGUACACCACAGCACUGGAGUCCCCGCUCACCUCCACACCGGUGCAAGGCACAAAGCCCAGUUUGUCUGUGUCUCCGGGGUUUGCUGGAGCAGUGAGCCUGGCUGGACUGGAAGAGGGAUUCGGGCAGGUCGGCUGUGACUCCCAAGAGAGUGUAAGCUUGUCUUCAGAGGCUCGCCGGACCAACCGAAGAGAGACCUGCUCCCCCAGUCAGUCCCAAUCCUCCCACAGCAUGAAGGUGCAGGACAACCCAAUAACCAAAAGUUCCUUCCUAGGCCCAGAGAGGCCCAGUAUCUGGGCCCAAAACCAGUUGCUCUCUGGCCAGACAGCCCUGGAGGAGGAGGAGGCCAAGCAGGGGGUUGAAGUACAGACGGAAUCUACCAUGGCGGCGCCAGAGAACAAAGCUGGGAAGAGACUCAAGAAACUAAAGAAGAAGAAGACUCUACGGAAAGCCAACGAUGGGCAAGAGAACAGCGACACGGAGCAGGACGGGGACUCGAGCAGGCCGGUCAGGAAGAGCAAGCCCCGGAAAGCUACCAAAGGAGGGAAGGUGAGCACAUCCACCCCACAGAAGGGAGACAGACCGGGCGAGGGCACUGAGCCCUCCAAGGCAGGUCUGGAACAGGGCUCUGCCGACAGCGACUCCUCCCUGGAGAUGAUCGAGCUCCCCACCACGCAGCUGGAGGUGGUGGCCAUUGACUCCUCUGACUCCGGGGAUGAGAAACGUGGCAGUCCCUCAAAGAGAGAGCUCCCCACAGUCUCGACAUGCAACCACACAGAGGACCAGAAGCUUGGCUGUGAUGAAGUGAGCUCCACUAGUGAGUUGGUGACCAGCAGCAAGAGCAGCACCAAUGUGGUUAAGACCAAGUCUACUAAGGGAUUGAAGAACUCUUCCGAGGUCUCCUCGGAGCUUGGUGAGGAGGACGAGCCCACAGAGGGCUCCUUUGAAGGGCACGAGGCCGCUGUGAACGCCAUGCAAAUACACAACGGGCUGCUCUACACCUGCUCCGGGGACAAGACUGUGCGCGUUUUCGACCUAAUAACUCGGAAGUGUGUUGCCGUGUUUGAGGGCCACACCACCAAAGUGAACUGCCUUCUAGUUACCCAGGGUGCAGGGAUCCCAGGCAGGCUGUACACCGGCUCCAGCGACCACACCAUCCGCUGCUACUCCCUCAAGACCACAGAGUGUAUUGAGCAGUUCUGCCAGCUGGACCGAGUCCUCUGCUUACACAGCCGCUGGAAGAUCCUGUUUGCUGGGCUGGCCAAUGGCAGCGUGGUCAGCUUCAGUUUGAAGAUGAACAAGCAGCUAGAUGUGCUUGAGUGCCACAAUUCGCGGGCAGUGAGCUGCCUGGCCACGGCUCAGGAGGGGGCACGCAGGAUCCUGCUGGUGGGCUCCUAUGACUGCACCAUCAGCGUGAGGGACGCCAAGAGCGGCUUGCUGCUGCGCACCCUGGAGGGGCACACCAAGACCGUGCUCUGCAUGAAGGUUGUGAAUGACCUGGUGUUCAGUGGAUCCAGUGACCAGUCUGUUCAUGCGCACAACAUCCAUACUGGAGAGUUGGUGCGCAUCUACAAAGGGCACAGCCACGCCGUCACCGUGGUCAAUAUCCUGGGGAAGGUCAUGGUGACGGCCUGCCUGGACAAAAUGGUGCGGGUCUACGAGCUACAGUCUCAUGACCGAUUACAAGUUUAUGGAGGGCACAAAGACAUGGUCAUGUGUAUGACAAUCCACAAAAGCAUGAUUUACACCGGGUGCUAUGAUGGGAGUGUCCAAGCCGUGCGGUUAAAUCUCAUGCAGAAUUACCGCUGCUGGUGGCACGGAUGCUCCCUCAUUUUCGGGGUAGCGGAUCACCUGAAGCACCACCUCUUGACAGACCACACCAAUGCCAACUUCCAGACUCUAAAAUGCCGCUGGAGGAACUGCGACGCCUUCUUCACUGCCAGGAACGGGUCCAAGCAGGAUACUCCCAAACACAUGCAGAAACAUGCUGAAGAAGACAGUAAGCUUGACCCAUAAGGAAGUAUUUCUUCUUCCAUACUGGGAAGCAUUGAAACAUCCCAGGGAAAAAAAACAAAGCACGUUGACGUGAGUGAGGAUGAGGCAGAGACACACCAGCAGGCUGCCUUACUGCUCAAGGGAGAGGAGGGGAACACCUCAUAGCCUGCUUCUGCAUGGAGCACAGUCUGACAUUACUGUCCCCUCUCAUAGAAACCACACCUCAAUGCUCUUUAUUUCCGAUUUUAAUUUGUAUACAAUUUUAUGAGCGUUUCAGUGUUUUAUUUGGAAUAUGAAAAAAAAAAAGAGAAAUCAUUUUGUAUCCCUUUUUUUUCCAGUUAAUAUCAGCGGGAUGGGGGAGGGAGAAAAAUAUUUAUUAAGGGGUAAGUGGUUUAUUUGAGUCGUCACAUUUCUGCUAAUGACGGUACAAGAAGACGUUGGUGUACAAUAUAGUAGGAAAACUGAAUCCACCUAAUACUCAUAAACCUGUAUUUUAAUAUUUAGGCAUUUUGUUAUGGGAACUAUAUAGGUGGGAAUGGGGGUGGGUGGGGGUGCGUGAAUUAGUUCAGUUGAAAUUGUUCAUUUGAAAGUGAAGAGCACCAAUGAGUGUAGCCGCUUCAAUCACUAAACAAGAGCUCCACUGGAACAGCAAAUAGAAGCGCUCAGCAAUGUACUGAAGAGGACAAUUACAGCCUGCUGUUUCAGGAAGCUAGUACAUUCGUUUUUACUCUUGUAUAAUUUCUGUUAAAACUAACUGCUGACCACGCUGAAGGCCAAGCCUGUUUCACACGUUAAGCCGUGUUCAUUCGCAGAACAAACAAUGGUAUCUGACUUUUUUUUGGCGUGUGUGUAAGGGAAAGCUGCAGUUACUGACACACCGAAAAAGAAGCUAACUCAGAUUUACAGUGUGGCAUGGUGGGGCGGGGGUACAGUCCUCGGACCUCAGAUAGUGAUCUGGCAGUUCAGACACUGUUUUAUAGUCUAAAGAGUUUGCAUCUGAAAGAGUGUUGUGUUUGAUUUGUAAGAUCUGUAAUCUUGUGCUAGUUCUAUUGAAGCAAUCCUCUUGGUACAAAGCUAAGUGCAUCACAACGGCCUAUUGCACAGCCAAAGAGCAGCUUUGUUGCGGGUGGUAAAUAGAUAGUGAAUACUGCAUUGAGAUUCUUAUCGGAUCUUUGCAAAUCGUGUCCAUUUACUUCUUCCAAGGGUCUGUAGAAGGUUUUUCUAGACCGAGAUGCUUCUGACAUGGAUUUCAGAGGGAUUUAAGAGCACAAUUAAUAUAGAGGAACCCAGGAGACACUGAAGAAUCUCUUCCGCCCUGUACCCUCGCCCCCUAGCUCUUCUAGUGUCAGUGAGUUAAUGCAAGGUUUUUACCACUCUCUCAAGCUGAGGUGUACCAAGUUUGGUAUAUUUAACUUUUUUUUGUUAUUUCAUUUAAAAAUAAUAAUUUCGUAAACUGGUUUUGAGUUUGCAAAAAAACAAAUGGCACAGACUGUUUUCACACAGUAUAUAAAAUACAGAGAAAAUAAAGUCACAUAUUGUGUAUAAAACACAGCAGUGCAGAGAUGCUUUUAAAGAGUGUGUUUGUUUUUUGAAAGGAAUGGGUUUGUUGCAGUGAUGGUACAGAGCAGGGUGACCUAUUUGUGUGUGUGUUUGUGUUCCUGUUGUGCAGUCUUUUUUCCAUUGAUUUUAGGGGCAUAGCUCCGUUAGUACUGAAGUGUUAACUGUACUUGCGUCGGGUGUGAAGCCAUUGUGUUAGUGUUCUUUUAAAGCCAACAUUUUAAGAGUGUAUGUUGUUAUUUUAUUUGGUAGCUUUUUGAAGCAGUUUCUUGGCAUGAAAGAAAGACUUCAUAGUGGCAAAAACCAAAUUCCAAAAUCCAGACACUCAGUCGCUAGAUAUACAGUGGUUCUCAUUGAAAACGAAAGAUACUGACUGCCUGUUAAACAAAAACAUUGGUCUUAUUGUAUAACUACAUUUAUUUUAGUAUUACUGGUUAACACAAGGAAUGGAGGACAUACAGAAUCUAUAUGAAACUUUUAUCAACCAUAGUUAAUUUAUCAAGAAAUUAAGUGAAAAAGAUGACUUCUACUCUUGGUACAAAGAUUAAACAUUGAACAGUUCCGUAAAUCCUUCAUUCUUCAGAACAUCAAUGUGCACACAAACCAAUCCGUUCUGAGCCAGAAGGUAACCAUUGUAAACUCCAGCCAUCCAGAACUGCCCCAGAGGCACCUCAUAUGAAUCGGAGCUUUAGCUCUUGUGGAUUUCAAUAAUUGUCAUUUUAUUUUCAUGUUGUAUUAUGGAAGGUCAGGGUUCAGGCAAACUAAAUGUUUGGAAAGCAGCAGCUACUGUGUUCUAACAAAAAUUAAUGAAAAAAUUAAUUAUUUUAAACAGUGCUGGUGUUUGGAUCCAGUACCGUCAGAUCAGUUGAAUUGACACCAGUUUGUCGUUCCCCACUUGAACUUUCAUUAUUUGUGUUGUUGAAUGCGUGUGAUCAUAAGGUUGUUUUGCAGAGAUGCAGUUGUUGUAGUGAAAGACUUGCAGCAAUAUAAUUGGGAGUUUGGUUGCAUGUAGUUUUUUUUAAUGUUGCAGGAUACCUUUUCAAGCAUAAUGGUGGUUCACAUUCUGUGCACAUCUUACAUCUCUCUACCCCACUUUAAUAGAGUGAUCUUAGCUUGAAAGAGGGUGCUGCAAUUGUGAGUCUCUGGUUUGAAAGGAAGGAAAAAAACUUUUACCAAAAAAAAAAAAAAAAGUAAAGAUAGCAGUAAGCCGACCAGGUAUUUGAGUUUUUUGUUACUGUUUUGAGGGGUUUUUGUACUUUUUUUUCGUUCUUUAAGUGAUUUUGUUAAGGACUAAUAUUUCUGUACGGGACAGCUACUUGGUCAGGAUCAGCAGGCUUGUUUGGUUUCAGAGUUUAAAAAUGCUACCGUGAUGAAUAUCAUGCAUUUGUAAGCUUUAGUGCUAGCCAUGCCAUACACAUACAUAAUUUCCAGAAAUAGUGACCGAAAGAAAGUAGGUGGUCACUUUCAAUUAAACUGAGAAAAAAAACACCUGUGAAAUAUAUUUUCAAUUGUGUGUUUGAUUUCGUCCAUAUUGGUGAUGCAUAGGGACUAUCUUAACAGCCCAUGCUCUAGGACUUUCUUAUACAGCACAGUCCUGUGGGGUUUUUUAUUUUGUCUGUAUGAAAUCAAAUAAUUAGAAAACAGUACAAUCUAUUCUCUUCUUGCCAGUCUGCUGUAUUUUUAGAGGAAUCGUUUAGUUUAAUUCCUGUUCAAUAACAUGCCUGUUUGGCACUUCUUAAAUCAGUUCAACAGUUCAAAGAAACCCUCUACAAUGAUGUCUACCAUCAAAUCAAAUACCCAUUAAACCCGAAUAAACAUCCCCACAAAAACUAGAACUAGAACCUUCUUCAAAGAUGAAGCACGUUUUCAGUUUGAAUGUAUUCGUGUUACUAUACAGCUGACUGGUCCACAUUUAAGUUCCAAUUACAGACUGAUGCAGCUGGCCUUUAGUUUUCAAUUGAAGUUACAAAGCUGCAAACUUGUUGCUGAAAUUUUGUAAAGAGAAAUUGUAUCGGCAAUAAACAUUUUAAACUUUA